AAAAAACGGAAAAGCUUUUCACAACGGCACGGUGGGUCACGUGACAUCUGCUGCUGCUAGUCUGAGCGAAGCCUGAUAGCAGAUUUUUUUCUAUUUUGUACAUACAUUGUUUUGUAUAUACUGUAUGUGAUGACUUCUUUGGUCAGCAAUCAAACCCGGGGGACUCGGGACAGAACGCUGCCCACCAACACACAAACCACACAGCCGCAGAAACACAUACAGGCAACAGCAGAACAGAUCCGUUUGGCCCAGAUGAUCUAUGACAAAAAUGAUCCCUUCUUUGAAGACAAAGUCAAACAGCUGAUUGAGGUCACUGGCAAGACUCAAGAUGAGUGUAUGGUUGCCCUUCAUGACUGCAACGAGGAUGUCAAUAGAGCCAUCAAUUUCCUGCUGGAGAGCACCUCUGACACUAACUCCUGGGAGACGGUCGGGAAGAAGCGUAGCCUUGGGAAAGAGGGAGCCACCCCCGAGGUGAAGGAGAGCCGCGAGAAGAAGGGAAGCGAGCGAGAGGCUAGUCGCGGACGUGGGGGUGCCAUCAGGAGGGGAGGCCGCGGGAUCAGCAGAGGACGCGAAGGUCGUGCUGAGGAGAAUGGAUUUGAAGUGGUGCCCGGAGAGAGGGGGGGAGAUCGUGGACGCAGAGGACGAGGCAGAGGGGCAGGCGUUCGCGGUCGAGGAAGAGCAGCUGCCGGCACCAGGUUCACCCAGGUUAUGGGCACCUUCAAUCCUGCCGAUUACACUGCCGGUCGCCACGAGAAUUGGGAAGGCGAUGGCAACGAAACUGCUGAGCAACCUGGUAAGGAAGCAACAUGGGGAGGCAACCCAGAAGACUGGACUACAGAAGACUGGAAUGAAGACUUAUCUGAAACCAAAGUAUUCACUUCCUCUUCCACCCCGGCAAACCACAAUGUGGACCUGACAGGCCUCCUGCCAAAGACGGGAGUGUCUUUGGAGUCGGACCUGGUCGAUGGACCUUCUGCAGAGGAUCUUGGCCAAAGCCUGGUUUUCACCAACUCCCACCAUAAUGGGCGCACAGCCACACACAGCUACGCCCACGCUGCCUCUGCCAGCACUACCUACGCGCACGCCGCACUGUCUUCAAUCCCAGGCCCUGGUUUUGGGUCCCUGAACACACCCAAGCCGGCACCAGUCUCAGACACCAUGACAGCAGAUCAGAUCAAUGGGCCUCGGCUCGGUCAAAGAGCGAGUCAGAUUCCGGCCACCCCUGCGACCAUCACAGCUAAUGUUUCCAAAGAUGCGCUGCCACCCGCGUCAUCGAGCCCUGCACCUGCCCCCUCGCCUUUGGUCGAAAUCAAACCUCAGAGAUUGGACAACGGACCCUUAAUAGGCCUGCACAUGGAGACGAAGCUUCAGCCAGAACCCUCUGCUGUGCUCAGCCAGCUAGCACACAGGCACCAACACUCUUCCAUCCUUCCCACCACCACAGAGACUCUGGUUCUGUCCCAGUCACAUGCCCCGCAAGUGCCCACACCACCAGGUCACGAGUCAUCACUUCUGCCUAUAAGAGAUGGAGCCUCUCCAGGAAUAAAGAUGCCUGGGGUGGACCCUCCUAUUACAGAACCACCUCCCAUGCGACAGCUCAAGACACAGAAGCGGAGAGUACCACCUCCCUCCAAGAUUCCCUCAUCGGCAGUGGAGAUGCCAGGCUCAUCGGACGUCUCAGGCUUUAAUGUUCAGUUCGGCGCGCUGGACUUUGGUUCCGAGGCAGGUGCCAUUGAUCUGGCCCAGAAGGACUCAACUCGGGAGCAAGCACCUUUGGCACCACCUCCAGCGGUGGCGGCGAUGGCUGUCCCCGCUGCUGCCAUGACCGCACAGCAGCCGCAGAGUUUAUUUUCCAAGCCUGCAACUGUGAGCAGCGAACACAUGAGCAACAUACCCAACCUCCCAGAUGCCAGCUUCCCCUCGCCGUCCUUGGGCUUACCCAGUGCCACACCCUCCGCCUCCAUGGGCCUCCCCGGUGCGGCUGGCCCACCAUCCUCCACGGCGCCGGCUCCUGGAAAACGUGUGGAGAGUGGGGGGCCCAGAUCCCUCCCUCACCACCUGGCUUUCUCUCAGAGCAAAGAGAGUGCACCAUCUGUUGCCGCCCCCCUCACGAAUGGUUACUGUGGCAUGAAGGCGCAAAGCACACAGGACGCUGCACCAUCACAGAGAACUGUGAAAACGGAGUCUCCGAUAAUGAGUGACAGCGGCGCUGCCCACCACACGCCUGCCCCUGUAGCCACCACUGCCCACUCAGCGCAGAUUCCUUCCCUCAACAGCCACGUGAGCAGUUCUCAUUCUUCUGGACUGACCUAUGCCACAAGCUCAUCUCUCCCAACAAGUAACGAGGAGAACGUUGGCGGCAAUCUCCACGCCUUCUCGGCUCCUUCCAGCCAGCCCCACAAUGCCACUUCCUCUGCCUCGCUGUCUGUCAGCACUUCAAGUGCCAUCAGCGCCCCGCACCCGGCCGGAGCACCGGGACUGACUCAGAACGGCACAAACGGUGCUCUUUCGGCUGCAAACAGUCGCACUGCGCCCCUACUCGCCACCACCGCUGGUAAAACUCCCCCCAACUUGGCCCAAGGAGUACCCCCUCUCCUGGCCAGCCAGUACAUCAUGGGCCCUGGUGGCUUGCUCCCUGCUUACCCGCAGAUCUAUGGUUAUGAGGACCUGCAGAUGCUGCAAUCUCGCCUUCCUUUUGACUACUAUGGUGUAGCAUUCCCUGGUUCUACGGCAACCAUGCCUGGAAGAGAUGGCCUGGCCAACAAUCCUUACUCAGGUGAGGCGACAAAGUUUGGCAGGAAUGACUCGUCGUCCCCGGCACCACCCACCAGCCUAUCCGCAGGGGGUGUGCAGUCACAGGCCCAGCAGGCGCCACAAGCCGGUACACAGGGGCAGGGUCAAGGCCAGAGCCAAGGCCAGCAGAACCAGAACCAGGCCUUCCUCAACCCCCCGCUACCACCUGGCUAUGGAUACGCUGGUCUGCCGUAUUAUCCAGGCAUGCCUGGCAUCCCCUCAGCCUUCCAGUACGGCCCCACCGUUUUUGUGCCUCCGACUUCAGCCAAACAGCCCACAAUAGGCCUGGCCAACCCUUCCAGUCAGUACCACCAACAGCAUCAGCCCACCUAUGGACAACAUGCAUAUGGCGCAGCCUUUGAUGACCUGUCUCAAGCCCACGCUGGGGAGUACAAUAAGGGAGGGUACGGAGGCUCUGCCCAAUCUCAAAUCGCCAAGUCGGCGGGCAGCGGCCCAGGGAAAGCACCUGGAAUGUCUGGAUCCGGCAGCAAUGGAGGAGUACCUGACAUCAGUGCGUCCAUUUACAGCAAAACGCAGUCGUUUGACAAGCAGGGCUUCCACACGGGGACGCCGCCGCCCUUCAGCCUUCCGUCGGCCCUUGGAGCGGGGCCCAUGAAUCCCGGGGGUGCGCCAGGCUACGCACCAGCUCCCUUCCUGCACAUUUUGCCCCCCCAUCAGCAGCCCCAUUCGCAGCUUUUACAUCACCACCUCACACAGGACACACAGGGUGGUCCGGGUCAGCGCAGUCAGUCAAACAGCAUGCAGCAGAAGAACCAAGGCAGCAAGUCCAGUUACGGCAGCUCUCCCUACUGGGGCAACUAAGGAUUGCUUCUAAAACCCCACACCUCCAUUGACCCCUACCCAUCCCUCCUGUGUACUAAAAGGAACAAAAAGGAAAGACACACAAGCAACCAUUCGUGCCCUGGCCUCGCCCCCCACCUCCACAAGUCCUCAUAAUGGUUCUCUUCCUCUCCCUGCCUCCAAAUUGGUUGCUCGUGUAAAAUAUUUAUGUAUUUAUAUAAAUAUAUAGAUAUAUAUAUAUAUAUAUAUAUACUGUAUAUGUAAUACUAGAACUUGAUAAAUGGGUUGCUGCAUAUUUUUGAAGGACUUUUUGGGUUAAGUUUUAACACUGCAAGAAGAGAACAAAGUUACAGGAAAAAGGAACAGAACGACAGCACUGAUUGAUACAUGAGGACUGUUCUGGUGGGGGUGAGGGGCUUCACCACAACUACUGUUUCGCUUUAUUUUCUUUUUUUUUUUUUAUAUAUAUAUAUAGACACAUUACACACACAACUCCCUGAAUCUUCAUUUUGUAACCUCCCCCUCUCGUGUCAAAGACGCAAAACACCCGCCCAAAUUUUAUAUUUUAAUUUAAUUUUAAUCCUCAUUGCCCUCCAAAUAAAGGUUCUGAGACAAAAGUUUAA
Syngnathus acus (greater pipefish) is the source of this 4217-nucleotide messenger RNA. RefSeq names its product ubiquitin-associated protein 2-like. The record is from RefSeq and is a predicted model, not a curated record. Lineage: Eukaryota; Metazoa; Chordata; Actinopteri; Syngnathiformes; Syngnathidae. Gene Ontology annotation, cellular component: nucleus; cytoplasm. Bases 130 to 3615 code for a protein of 1161 amino acids. Gene Ontology annotation, molecular function: protein binding. The transcript has 29 exons.